UCAUGAUAUUUAGAAAAAACCUUUUCUUAAUUGGUACUCAACUACUCAUUUAGGUUGUACUCAUUUAGGCUCACUUAAACCCUUAAACCCUAAGCAAUUCCAUCUCCUUCCGUCACCGGCUGCGGCCUUCAGUCUGCACUCUUCUGCUGCGCUGCCGCCCCGUGCUCUCUCUCCGCAACCGCAGUUCCGCCACCUCGGCUCGGCAGUGCUGCGCCAGCCGCCUGUCCUGUACAAGAUUUUGAAUUUGUGCUGCAACAAUGGGGAAACUUGGAAAGAAGGCCAGAAAGUUUGCCAGGAAGAACCUGCAGUCUGUAUUGAAACGGAAAAGGAAGUUGAAGUCUAUGUUCAAGAAGAAAAAUAAUUCAAGGGUUCAACAUGGUGAUCCUGAAGAUUUAGCCGGAGAUGCUACUUCUACUGGAAGGGAGUUACCUACCGGAGAUAUAGAGGAUGCUUCUCUUGAUAUAUUCUCAAGUGAAGGGGAUGAUGACAUGGUUGAAGAUGAAUCUGACAGUGAUGGAUUUCUUUCUGAGGAUUCAAAUUGCUCAUAUGCAGGUGGGAGUGACACUGAGCUUCAUUUGGAAGACGCUCACCAAAGCAGUGACUUACAUAUUCACAAUCAAAAACUUCUGUCGGAGCUUUCAAAGAAAAAGAAAAGGUUGGAUGCUUUAAAGCGUAAGGAUCCUCGCUUCGUGAUCUUCUUGCAAGAACACCUUAAAAGCCUUGAUUCAUUAGAUGAUGAACAAUUGUUUGAUGAAGAUGGUUCAAUCAAUCAAAAUCCUCAAUCUUUUUCUGCAAUUGUCUCUAACCGAAAUGCUGGCAAAUUGUUAAGUAUGUCUACAAUCAAAAACUGGGGUCAAAAAGUAAAGGAGGAGCAUAGUUUGUCGGCUUUCCGUUGCCUUCUAAAUGCGUAUCGUGCAGCUUGCCUUUAUGGAAGCGAAUCUACUAAGUCUGAUGUCCCCAAUUCCUUCCCGUUAAUACAAAACAAGGAUACAUUUUGCGGCAUUUUGAUGUUUAUGCUUUCUGAAGGUGACAAAUUACUUCGAGACUUGUUGGAGUUAUCUGCCAAUUGCAAAAGGGAGAGCAUUGUAAAGUUAAAGAAUUCCUCAAAAUGGGAAAGUGUGAAGCUGAUGGUCAAAUCUUUUUUGAAAAGUACAUUAUUUCUCUUGAAUCAGUUUACUGAUUUGGACAUUUUGGUAUAUGCCUUAAAUCAGCUGAGAGUUUCAUUGGUAUUUUUUGCUGCUUAUCCGUCUCUUGAAUGCAAGCUAACUGAGGUUGCUGUACACCUUUGGGCAACAGGAGAAGGGACUCUCUCGUCAUGUUCUUUUCUCGUCUUACGUGACCUGGCUUCUUUCUUUGGUCAAGAGUCCUAUGAAAAUUGCUUGAAGGAAACAUAUAAAGCCUUUAUUUCACGGUGCAAAGUCGUAGAUUCUACUAGUUUAAAGCAUAUAGAAUUUAUGAAAGCAUCCUUCAUUGAGCUGUGUUCUAUAGACAUGCAGAAAUCAGUUAAAGUGGCUUUGGCAUCUGCUCAGAAGUUAUCUUUGAUCCUCAAGUUGGGCUUGCAAACCAAAAAGGAAGCUUUGAAGAAGAUUUGCAGCUGGGAGUAUGUUUUAUGCAUUGAUCUCUGGGUUAAAUUUGUUUCUAGCAAUAUUAAAGAUAAUGAUCUUCAUGGUCUUCUAUAUAUACUCAUUCAAGUCAUUAAUGGAGUCGCUAAACUCUUUGCUGGUCAAAGAUAUCUACCUGUGAGAGUCAAAUGCGUACAAUGGUUGAAUGAACUCUCUGCAUCGAGUGAUGUCUUCAUCCCCGUCGCUUCUUUGGCCUUGGAUAUAUUGGAAAGCAGUAAUACCCAGGAAGCUGGAAAAUUUGAAAAAGGCGGUGUUAACUUGUCUUCUAUUUUGAAGUUACCCAAAUAUUGGCUGAAGUCACAAGAUUUUCAAGAGGAGUGUGUUUUUUCGGCGGUGGAGCUGCUUUGUGCACACUUUAUAAAAUGGUGUUAUCACAUAUCUUAUCCCGAACUUGCUACUGUUCCUGUAAUUCGUUUGAAGAAUUUUCAUGAAAAAUCUACUUUUGAUAGCCUGCGCCGACCAGUGAAGCGUUUGAUUGAUCAAAUAGAGAAGAACAUGGAUUUUGUCCAGAGAAAGCGAGAGGAAGUUUCAUUUUCACCAAUAGAUCAAGCAUCAGCGGAUGCAUUUCUUCUGAGUGAAAAGCACAAUGACAAUUCCCCUUUUAUUCAGUACUACAAAAGUACAACACAAAAUGCCAUGACUAGGAAGUUCAACAAUGAUGAUCAUAAAAGUCAUAAAAAACCAAAAGGAAAGAAGUUGAAGAUGCCGCGGAAAACGGAGGUUGCGGGAUCUAAUGGCAUGGAGAAAUACUCAAUGAUGAGUGACGAGCCAUCAAACCGAAGUCAGCAAGUUACGAAGCGAAAGAAACAGAAAACUGGAGCGACAUAACUAUUGAUGCAUUGGUGACAAUUGACAUGAUGUUAGCUGCUUGAAUUGGCCGUUUUUGUGUCGCCUUGUUGGGGUGGUAUUUUUGGUAGUUUAAAGUUGCAUGAAUGGAUAUUUGUAUUAUAGUUUGAGUGCCUAACAAAUGAACCAGAAACAUAAUUUUAAUUCUGUUCAAAUUAUUAGGAUGAAAAUACUUCCACUGUGGCCUUUUUUAAUUAGAUCCUUGCAUUAAGCAAAAUCUUUGUAUCCUCAUUCCUCUCUUACCUAGGGCUAGUAGUAUGAGUAAAUGUCUUUCUGGCUACCAUUGAUAAAGUGUUAAAAUAAUGGGUGCAAUUGAUAGUUUUCCAUAAUAUUUUGACUUUUUGGCCGGUCAAGGUUGGGGAAGGGGAAAGGGGUGAGUUUAAUGUUGUAACUUUUGGCAUUAUGGUGAAUAAUUCAUACCUUAAUGCCUAAUUAUUCCAUUUGAGAAAGAAUUCUUGA
This is a messenger RNA of Amaranthus tricolor (Joseph's coat), 2927 nucleotides long. RefSeq names its product protein REBELOTE. The transcript is spliced from 14 exons. The record is from RefSeq and is a predicted model, not a curated record. Lineage: Eukaryota; Viridiplantae; Streptophyta; Magnoliopsida; Caryophyllales; Amaranthaceae. Gene Ontology annotation, cellular component: nucleoplasm; Noc1p-Noc2p complex; nucleolus. Gene Ontology annotation, biological process: ribosomal large subunit biogenesis. The coding region runs from base 258 to 2450 and encodes 730 amino acids.